AAUGCUCUCACGUGCAAGCCACGUCUCCUUCUCGUCUUUUUACACCGCUGCGCCUACGCAGCAGGCAGAAACCAAUACUCAUACUAAUUCUCUUGCUUUUUCUUUUCCCUCUCAGUAUCUCUGAAACAAAAGCCACCAAAAUCUCCUUCCAUCUAUGUCCUUGUGUUUCUCGACACUUGCCAAUCACUUUCUUUUCUUUCUACGACCUUCUUCAUCUCUUUAGACUGAAUCUUUGAUUGCCAGUUGCUUUUAUCCUUUGAGCAAUUCAAGGCAACAAGUUUGGACUUGCCUAAAAGAGUAUACUCAGAUGGGUCACCGAUAUUGCAAUAUGGUCCUACUCCUAUCAUCUUUGCCCCUGAUUCUCUCCUCCCCACAGAUACUUUGAAUUCUUUGCAUUUUAAACCUUCCUGGUUUUCAAAUCUUCGAAAUCUUGAAUUUUGGGCCAGCACCGAUAUCACUGCUGCUCAUUUCUUGAUUUCGUUUCCUAUUUCCAAAUCAUGCCAAUCUUAAAAAUCUUGAAACCACAGACUAUAGUUUAGUCGGUCAAAAUCUUUGACUUGUUAUAUCUUUUUUUUCACACGCAAUUCCAAGGAGUAUGAUCAUCCAUGAAUCUCACACACUAGUCUCUCAUUGCAACUCCAUAAUUCUUGCAAAUCUUUCAUGAUCUUGUAAAUACAAUAACAAGAAUGAUGAUCAGAUAACAUAUAUGCAUUAGGCCUUAACCUUUUAGUCAACUCCCACUUAUUUGCCAAAACUGAAAUUGGGUCGUUGACAGUUGCAUAUAUGGAGGCAAAAAGCAGAGAGCACUGCAAGAUCAGAAAGCGAGGAAAUUCAUCUUCUUCCUCGUCCUCACUGAUCCAAAAGUACAGAUUCAAGCGAGCAAUUCUGGUUGGGAAGAGAGGUGGGUCUACCACUCCUGUCCCAACGUGGAAAACAAGCACCAAAUCUCCAACUUUAUCAAUGCCAAAUGCAGAAUCCACCAAGUGUCCACCCUCUCAAAGUGGGGGCAAAGCUAAAGAAGCUUCGGUUUCUGCAAGAAAAUUGGCUGCUACUUUGUGGGAGAUCAAUAACAUUCCUUCACCGAGAGUUAGAAAGGAUUUAGAAACGGUAGCAGAUACUAAAGAGCUGAGAAGCAGAGAAAAAGUUGCAAAGUUCCCACAUUUGUCAGAUCCAUCUUACACUCCAAUUCCAGAGAAGAUGGAUCGAUCUAGAGGAAAUGGUCAUAGGAGAAGGGCAUCAUUUGCUAGAAAGAAAUUUGGGGUGACUGAUUAUAAUGUGGGAGGCUUGGACUCUGUUAGUAAUGCAAGUUUGAUGGAGAUUGAAACUCAUACCAAGGGCAAGACUCACAAGGAAUGUAUAAUUGGAAUUAAAACCCGUUUGAAGGAUGUUAGCAAUGGCUUGACCACAUCCAAAGAACUUCUGAAAGUUCUGAACCGUAUCUGGAGUCUUGAUGAGCAGCACUCUUCAGGCAUGUCCCUUGUCUCAGCACUUCGUGUUGAGCUUGAUCGAGCCCGCGUCCAGGUCGAUCAAUUGAUUAAAGAACAGCGCUUUAACCGCAAUGAGAUCGAGUUCCUUUUGAAGCAUUUUGAAGAAGAAAAGGCAGCUUGGAAAAGCAAAGAGCGAGAUAGGAUUCACAAUGCCAUAGCAUGCAUUGCAGAGGAGCUUGAAGUAGAGAAGAAAUUAAGAAGACAGACAGAGAGGUUGAAUAAGAAGCUUGGAAAAGAAUUGGCAGAUACAAAGGCAUCUUUGUCACAGGCUUUGAAAGAGCUUGAGAGUGAGAAGAGGGCAAAGGAGAUAUUGGAGCAAGUCUGCGACGAGUUGGCCAGAGGCAUUGGAGAAGACAGAGCUGAGGUCGAAGAAUUGAAAAGAGAAUCUGCAAAAGUUAGGGAGGAGAUGGAAAAAGAAAGGGAAAUGCUUCAGCUCGCUGAUGUGUUGCGUGAAGAAAGGGUCCAGAUGAAGCUCUCUGAAGCUAAAUAUCAUUUCGAAGAGAAAAAUGCAGCAGUUGAGAGGCUAAGAAAUGAGCUUGAGUCCUACCUCAAGGAAAAAGUAGCAGGUAAAGAAAAUGAUCGUGACUCUCCAAAUUAUGAAAGAAUUAAAGAGCUUGAGGCUUAUUUGAAGGAGAUACAAAAUGGAUCAUCACAAAGGGCUGAGAAAGAAGCAAACGUUGGGGUAAUAGAAAAUGGAGAAGUUCAUGAUGGAGAUGAUUCAGCUGAUAGCGAUCUUCACUCCAUUGAAUUAAACAUGGACAACAUCAGCAAAAGCUACAAGUGGAGUUAUGCUUGUGAUAGUGAUGCUUUAGAUAAUCUGAAGCGGGUCUCAGUAGAUAGAGAUUUUAAGGGGAGAAAGUCUAUCUCUGAGAACAUUCAAUGGGGAAGCAUCUGUUUGCAAAGAAAAAAUUCCUAUAGCAUGGAUGGUCCUGACUGGGAUUUCAUUAGUAAAAGUCAGGAAAAAUCAGAUGUGCUUGAUAGGGAAAGAUUAUCUGAACUUGAUUUGCAUUCUCAGACACGGGAUCCUGAAGAUGAAAUUAUGCAAUAUAGAUCAGUGAAAAGCCUUAGAGACCACGUUUUAUCUAAUUCUAAAAGGCAACCUAUACAAAACUUUGCCAGUCCAACAAGGCAGUGGGAGCCUUUGCAGGAUGCUGGAAGUGCGGUUUCAGAUAGUUCACCAGUGCUGCAAGGUGAUUUUUUGAAACCCUAGUUAGUGGGAACAAGAGGCGAACGCCGGACUUUAACAAGUUCAAGACAUUAAACCCUUUACCUAUCACAUUUUGCUUGCAGAAAUGUUGUGCUUGCAUUUCCUUUCUUCGAGAAAUGUUCAAAAUCUCCCAGUAGCUAAUUCAUUUGUAAAUAGAAUCAUAUGCAAAAGCUGUAUGAAUCUUACUUGCCAAGAAGCACUUUAUUUAUGCUGUA
Messenger RNA from Hevea brasiliensis (rubber tree), 2909 nucleotides. RefSeq lists its product as uncharacterized. Bases 784 to 2697 code for a protein of 637 amino acids. NCBI's taxonomy places the organism in Eukaryota, Viridiplantae, Streptophyta, Magnoliopsida, Malpighiales, Euphorbiaceae. The record is from RefSeq and is a predicted model, not a curated record. The transcript has 3 exons.